Molecule: messenger RNA, 636 nt
Organism: Malaya genurostris
Lineage: Eukaryota; Metazoa; Arthropoda; Insecta; Diptera; Culicidae
Product: hybrid signal transduction histidine kinase B-like
Exons: 3
Coding region: 1-636 (211 amino acids)
Source: RefSeq, a predicted model, not a curated record
AUGUCCCGUAUUACCAACGCCGUCCCUCUCGAAUUGCUUCUGCAGCUGACAAAGCGGGAACAACAAGAACAAGAGAAGCUAGAGAGAGACCAACCUGCCCGCGAGUGCUCGAAGCUGCAGCAGCAAGAGCAGCAACAACAGCAGGAGCAAACACAACAGCAAAUGGCGUGGAGUGUACUGCCGAAUUCCUCGAGAGUGGAAGUGGCGAAAAGACUUGUUGACGAUCUCCAUCAUUAUAUUGAUAAGAGACACAACGUUCACAAAGACAUUAAGGUGAUGGUGGUCAAAACCCGCGGAGCUAUUGGAUCAGCCACUAAAGAGCUCAAAAGAGAAAUGCAAAGAGCUGAAUCUGCAGAAACUGAACUGGAAGCGGCCAAGAUUGUCGCAGCAGCAGCAGCAGCAGUGACCCUUCAGACAAAACCUAGUACGACCUCGGAAAAGUACCAAAAAGGAGGUCGAGGAAAGCUAGCGGGUACGGCCAACACACCGGCCUCGACAUCCAAGAGGGUCAGAUCUUCACCGGGCGAAGGAAAAACAGGGGCGUCCAAGAAACAAAGAGAUACCCUGGGAAGACGCAUCGAUAGUACAUCCAAUGAGGUUCUGUUGCAGAUGACUAACGUGGUCGUAGCGAUUUAA